This is a messenger RNA of Athene cunicularia (burrowing owl), 2110 nucleotides long. It is a transcript of the gene NPRL3, whose product is annotated as NPR3 like, GATOR1 complex subunit. Gene Ontology annotation, biological process: negative regulation of TORC1 signaling; cellular response to amino acid starvation; TORC1 signaling. The record is from RefSeq and is a predicted model, not a curated record. The transcript has 13 exons. Bases 155 to 1630 code for a protein of 491 amino acids. NCBI's taxonomy places the organism in Eukaryota, Metazoa, Chordata, Aves, Strigiformes, Strigidae. Gene Ontology annotation, cellular component: GATOR1 complex.
UAAACCAAGGAGUCGAUAUGCUGUGAACAGCUCUGGUGACACCACAGAAGAUCAAGAUGGGGACUCCAGAGACCAAUGUCCUCUAACUGAUGAGCAAUUGGUUUCAGGGUUUUCGGAUGUCAUCCUGGCAACAAUUUUGGCUACCAAGUCAGAUAUGUGUGGCAAAAAGUUUGAACUGAAGAUUGAUAACGUUCGCUUUGUUGGUCAUCCCACGUUGCUUCAGCAUGCGCUUGGCCAGGUAUCCAAAACUGAUCCCUCACCAAAGAGAGAGAUGCCCACUAUGAUUCUCUUCAACGUGGUAUUUGCACUAAGGGCCAAUGCCGAUCCCUCUGUGAUAAACUGCCUACACAACCUCUCCCGAAGGAUCGCCAUCGUCUUGCAGCAUGAGGAACGCCGCUGCCAAUACCUGACCAGGGAGGCCAAGCUGAUCUUGGCUAUUCAGGACGAAGUGUCUGCCAUGUCAGAAACCACAGAAGGGCCACAGUCACCUUUUCAUCACAUCCUACCCAAGUGCAAACUGGCCAGAGAUCUCAAAGAGACAUAUGACAGUCUCUGCACAACAGGGGUGGUCCGUUUACAUAUCAACAACUGGCUGGAAGUGAGUUUCUGCUUGCCUCAUAAAAUCCAUUAUGUUGCCACAAACUUUAUACCCCCUGAAGCAAUUGAGAGAAGCCUGAAAUCUAUCAGGCCUUACCAUGCCUUAUUACUUUUAAAUGAUGAGAAGUCAUUGCUUAAUGAGCUCCCGUUGGACUGCUCUCCUGCCCUGGUGAGAGUAAUUAAAACUACCUCUGCUGUGAAGAAUUUGCAGCAACUGGCUCAAGAUGCUGACUUAGCGUUGCUGCAGGUUUUCCAGCUUGCUGCACAUCUCGUUUACUGGGGAAAAGCAAUUAUUAUUUAUCCGCUGUGUGAAAACAACGUCUACAUGCUUUCUCCAAAUGCCAGUGUCUGUCUUUACUCUCCAUUAGCAGAUGCGUUUUCUUGUCAGUUCCGAGGCCACAACCUGCCGUCGAUGCUUUCCAAGUUCUCCCUCCCAGUGUCACUCUCAGAGUUCAAGAAUCCACUCGCGCCACCCGUUCAGGAGACUCAGCUCAUUCAGAUGGUGAUAUGGAUGCUCCAACACAGGCUUCUUAUUCAGCUUCACACUUACGUCUGUCUGAUGGUGCCGCCAAAUGAGGAGGAUUUCCGAGCCCAAGACGAAGACAUGCCCUUUACUGCCAGAGUUGGAGGCCGAAGUUUAAGCACCCCCAAUGCUCUCAGCUUUGGCUCGCCAACUAGUAGUGAUGACAUGACUCUGACAAGCCCUAGCAUGGAUAAUUCCAGUGCUGAGUUGAUACCUGGUGGGGACUCACCCCUAAAUAAAAGGAUGACGGAGAAUCUCCUAGCAAGCUUGUUGGAACAUGAGCGGGAAGCUAUCCUUAAUGUCCCUGCUGCCCAAAAUCCAGAAGAUCUUCGCAUGUUUGCAAGGCUGCUGCACUAUUUCCGAGGCCGACACCACUUGGAGGAGAUCAUGUACAACGAGAACAUGCGUCGCUCCCAGCUGCUGAUGCUGUUUGACAAAUUCCGCAGCGUGCUGGUGGUGACCAGCCACGAGGACCCCGUCAUUUCAGUUUUUCAGUCUCUCUUGAAGUGACUCUACUGGCAAAGGAAGGGAACCUGCUACAGGCUCCACACGGAUAGUCUAAAAGAUGCCUAAAAACUGAAGGAGGUGAUUUCAAUUCCUUCUCGCCGUGUGACAGAGAGCAGGCUCUUCCCCCUCCGUGCCUUGCUUUCCCAUCUGCUCCCUGUGGCGACACUGCUGCAGGACAGCACACGCUUGCUCAGCCCGGAUUCCUGCCACACCAUGUGCACGGCGCGGGAGCUGCUGGUCCACAGCCCUUCCCUGACCCUGCUCCCUCCCGAGAGCGGGCAGGAUGUUCCCUGCGGGACUUCACCUCUGGGUGGGUGCUGGCGCACCACAAGCGCAGGUCACUGCUGGGUGUGCGAGCAGCCUGGCUCUCGGGGGAGUGUCCCUGGGCGCCGAGGAAUUCCGUUUGAUCCUUGUUAUCUGCCGGCACUGAGGACAGAGGUAGGAAGGCAAAGUAUCACAAGUAAACAGUUUCAUGAAUGAGAA